Zychaea mexicana is the source of this 1259-nucleotide messenger RNA. Its product is annotated as PRP38 family-domain-containing protein. Gene Ontology annotation, cellular component: precatalytic spliceosome. Lineage: Eukaryota; Fungi; Mucoromycota; Mucoromycetes; Mucorales; Lichtheimiaceae. Bases 34 to 930 code for a protein of 298 amino acids. The transcript is spliced from 5 exons. The record is from RefSeq and is a predicted model, not a curated record.
UCUGUACACCUUCUUUUACCACCACUUCACAUUAUGGCAAAUCGUACUGUGUCUGAUGCGAGAGCUGUCCACGGUGUGGAUCCGCAGCGGCUUGUUGAAAAGAUUAUUCGCGAGCGCAUCUAUGAUUCAAUGUACUGGAAAGAGCAUUGUUUCGGACUGACAGCCGCAACACUCAUGGACAAGGCUGUCGAUUUGACUUAUAUUGGUGGACAAUAUGCCGGCCAACACCCAACAGAAUUUCUUUGCUUAACACUCAAAAUGCUACAGCUUCAGCCUGAGAAAGACAUUGUCAACGAGCUUAUAAAGCAAGAAGAUUUUAAAUACCUAAGGGCACUAGGUGCGUUUUACUUGCGUUUGGUCGGUCGAUCAAAAGAAAUAUAUCUAUCGUUGGAGCCGCUAUUAAACGAUCCACGAAAGCUACGUAUACGGGAAGGAGAUGGUUUCAGCUUAACGUACAUGGACGAAUUUAUUGAUCAGCUACUACAUGAAGACCGUGUGUGCGAUGUCAUUUUACCUCGAUUGGUUAGUCGAUAUGCAUUAGAAGAAAACGACGAGCUCGAGCCUCGUGUAAGCGGGUUAGAAGGUGACCUGGAGAGUGACAUGGAAGAAACGGAAGUGGAAACAAGAGAUCGCAGCUCUAGUCGCAGUCGCAGUCGCAGCAGCAGUCGCAGCAGCAGAAGUCGAAGCCGGAGUCGCGUUCGUGACGGUGACGGUGAUCGUGGUCGUAGUCGUGCCCGGGACCGUCGCUACCGUAGCCGCAGCCGAAGUUCAAGCAGAGGAAGAAGCUCAAGAUACCGUAGUAGAAGCAGAAGUGAAAGCAGAAGCUCGUCGGAAAGACGCUCACGCCAUGGUCAUCGCCGACGACACCGGAGCAGAAGUUAUAGCCGUAGCCGUAGCCGUAGCCGUAGUAACGAAAGACGCAGGAGAUAAAAAGAAGUUUCUUGAUAUGAUUGCUACUGGUUUUAUUUCUAAGUUAUGCGUUUUCGGAUAUGACGCCAUAAUACCUUGGAAAGAAAAAUGAUUGUCACGCGUUUUUACUUGAUCUCGCGUAAGUUAUUUUAUAUCUUCCUUCGGUCUUAUAUCAAAAUGACAAUGGCGCAUACUUGCCCUGACAUCUCGUGUACCACGCGUGGUUAAAACACUUUACAAGCACAUGCCAUCAACUUCCAAUUACAAAACACUUCAUUAUAGCAUAACCCCCAACCUCUUCAGCAACCAAAAAGCUCCAAAAACAUAGCACAGGAGGAAUAAAUUCAACA